CAGUAACCAAAAAAUAGUCAGUUCCGCUCAAAGCGUCUCCACGUUCACAACGUUCGUCGUCGUCGUCGGCAGUGCUGGGCUUUGAAAACGGCUGCGGAAAUAAUAGCCAACAAUUUGUUAACCUGGCCCAUUGCAACGACGCGUCGUACAAGUAAACCCAAUUUAUAUAAGUUUGGCGAGUUGUGAAAUUGAAGUGUGUAGCCAAAAAAAAAAAAAAGAAGAGAAAUAAGAAAGAAACGGAAAACGGAUUUAAAAAAUGCUGGAAACUGAGGUGCGGCAACAACCCAAGCUGGAUGGCCCGGCGUCCAGUGACAAGGACUACGAUCCGUAUGUGUGCUCGCUGAGCGCGGACAUGAAGCUGCUGGCCAAGGACGAGCUGCACGAGGACGACAAUAUACGGCGGCAGGCGUUGGCCCAGUUCCGCGAAUGGAUUGCCAAGCAUCCGCACAUCAAGAAGUGCCGCACGGAUGCCAUAUUCCUGCUGCGCUUUCUGCGCACCAAGAAGUUCUCGGUGCCCGCCGCCUGCGAGAUGCUCGAGCGCUAUUUGACCAUACGCCAGUUGUUCCCGCAGUGGUUCCAGCAUUUGGACAUCAAUGAUCCGGCCAUCGAUGAGAUAUUCGAGGCAGGCUACCUGGUGCCGUUGCCGCAACGCGAUGCCAGCGGGCGUCAGGUGAUCUUCUCGGUGGCCGGCAAGUUUGAUCCCUACAAGUUCACCUCGGUGCAGAUGGCGCGCGUGCAUAGCCUGAUCUGUGAAUCGCUGCUGGACGACGAGGACUCUCAGGUGUCCGGCUAUGUCUACGUGAACGACGAGAGCGGCAUGAACAUGGGCUUCGUCAGCCUCUGGUCGCUCACCGAUCUGCGUAGCAUUAUGAAAUGCAUUCAGAACUCGACGCCCAUGCGCCACAAGGAGACGCACUUUGUGAAUAUACCCCACUAUGCCAACCGCAUCAUUGAGCUGGGCGUCUCCAUGCUCAGCGACAAGCUCAAGAAGCGCAUCAUUGUGCACAAGAACGUGGAUGGUCUAAAGUCGAAAAUCGAUCCCGCCAUUCUGCCCAAGGAGUACGGCGGCACCAUGCCCAUUGCCGAAAUGAUCCGGGAGUUCAAGGCCAAGCUGCAGCAGCGCCGCGCCGCAAUACUCGCCCUGGACGACAUGCACAUCGAGAUCACCAAGGAGGCGGCCAAGUUUGCGGGCAAUGACAUUGGCGACAUCGAUGCCGGCAUUGUGGGCAGCUUUAGGAAACUGGAGGUGGACUAGGUGUACGCUCGGGCUUUAGGCUAAGCUAGGCUAGGUCAGAAUACCAUUGAGACAAUUGACAACAAACAAACAAACAAACACAAACAAACACACACACACAAAUUGUCAGCCCUAAACCUUAAAUUAUAAAAAUCUACAAUUAUUCGACGGCCCGGGCUGCAACAUCUAAUUUGGCACGGAUACAGGUACCGGAAACUGAAGUUGUAGUUGAAGUUGUUCUAGCUCUACAUCCCAUCCAUGCAGACCCAUGUGCGGUUGCAUGUAUGCUAUUUAAAUAUAUAUAUAUAUAUAUAUAUACUAUAUACAUUCUUGUUCAAA
Molecule: messenger RNA, 1573 nt
Organism: Drosophila virilis
Lineage: Eukaryota; Metazoa; Arthropoda; Insecta; Diptera; Drosophilidae
Product: clavesin-1
Cellular component (GO): membrane
Molecular function (GO): phosphatidylinositol bisphosphate binding
Source: RefSeq, a predicted model, not a curated record